Messenger RNA from Mercenaria mercenaria, 999 nucleotides. Its product is annotated as GTP-binding protein 4-like. The record is from RefSeq and is a predicted model, not a curated record. The coding region runs from base 145 to 999 and encodes 284 amino acids. Gene Ontology annotation, molecular function: GTP binding; RNA binding; GTPase activity. Gene Ontology annotation, cellular component: nucleolus. NCBI's taxonomy places the organism in Eukaryota, Metazoa, Mollusca, Bivalvia, Venerida, Veneridae. Gene Ontology annotation, biological process: ribosomal large subunit biogenesis. The transcript has 8 exons.
UUGUUUACAUUUGCUGCACAGAGCUGUGCACGUGGAUUUCAACUUCCGGAAUCAACAAAUUCACAUUUUUAUAUGUGACAAAGUUUUCUGGUUUUGAUGAAAUGAUCUAAUACUAUUGUAACAAGAACUAAACACAGUUUUAUUAUGUCGCAUUACAAUUUUAAGAAAAUCACUGUUGUGCCAACAGCGAAGGACUUUGUGGAUAUAGUCCUGUCUAAGACACAGAGGAAAACACCAACAGUGGUUCACAAGCAUUACAAGAUUUCAAGAAUUCGACAGUUCUAUACUAGGAAGAUCAAGUUCGCCCAACAGACUUUCCAUGAUAAACUUUCACAGAUAAUUACAGACUUUCCUAAACUUGAAGAUGUCCAUCCAUUUUAUGCAGACCUGAUGAAUGUUCUAUAUGAUAAAGAUCAUUUCAAGCUGGCUUUAGGACAGAUCAACACUGCCAGACAUCUGAUAGAUAAUGUUGCCAAAGACUAUGUGCGACUGAUGAAAUAUGCUGAUAGUUUGUAUAGAUGUAAACAGCUAAAGAAAGCGGCUUUAGGAAGAAUGUGUACUAUAAUGAAACGUCAGAAACAGAGUUUGGAAUAUCUAGAACAAGUUCGCCAGCACUUAUCCCGUUUACCUACAAUAGAUCCUAACACAAGAACAUUACUCAUCUGUGGCUUUCCAAAUGUCGGCAAAUCUAGUUUUAUAAAUAAGAUUACACGGGCAGAUGUUGAAGUCCAGCCAUAUGCAUUUACAACAAAGUCAUUAUUUGUUGGUCACACAGAUUAUAAAUAUUUAAGGUGGCAGGUAACCUACCUCCUUAAGGUGGCUGAGAAGCCAAAAUAUUCUGGUCGACCUCCUCCACCAAACAGAUUUGGCAUCAUGCCAGGUUACCGCUGGGACGGUGUUGAUCGGUCAAAUGGUUUUGAAAAACAAGUAUACGCAAAACAAGCAGAGAGAAAAGCAGUGUCUGAACAAGCUUACAAAUGGAGUGUUGAAGAUAUGUGA